GUGCACAAAAUCCAUGGAUUUAAUAUUCACAAAAUUGUAUAUAUGAUAGUUGUGGCAAAUAAAAUUGAUCAUCAUUCAUCUGAAAUGAAAAACUGUUAAACUAUGCAUUUGAAUGAACCAUGAUUUGAAUUAUGAAAAAGGAUUGAAUACCAUCCGAUUUUUAAAUGGAAAAAAUCACCCUAUAAUAUACGUAGAAGAUGAAAUUGAAAAACAAUAAAUCUACAUACAGAUACAGAUGUUUGGUCGCUUUCUGAAACCAUUUUUUCUCGUUUGACCAAAUUAUCGUAUUAUAAUAUUUAUUUCUUAUAAUAAUUGAUUGAUUGAUGCCAAAUGAAUGAUUAUUUUGAAAAAUUAAAAUAAUAAUAAUCGAAAACAAUGUUUGAUUCAGGCAGCUCAAAAAAAUCUGCCGAUCGUGAUAAAUUUCUUGAGGCUACUAGACAAGCUCGUGAAGAACGAGAACGAGAUCGCCGAUUGAAUGGCGCAGCUACUAAAAUUCAGGCUGCAUUUCGCUCAUACCAUUCUCGUGAUCGAUUCAUUCAAAAAGUCUACAAAGAAUUAGAUCAAAUGUUGAAAACCAAUGACAAUGAUAAAGACGAAAAUAAAGAUGAUGAAUCAUCAUCUCAACGAUCGAAAAACAAAAUCAAAUCUUUAGAAUUAUUCUAUAUUCUAAAGAAACUAUUGUUUGUCAUUCGAAGUAAAACAAUAAAAAAUCAACUAGUGAAAUCGAGUGAAAAUCCAGUCAUAGAUCUUUCUGAUCCAAGUUAUCAUUAUUUUGAAAAUAUUUGCAAACAAACAUUUUUAACGUCACUCUUUUCAUCUGAUCCACAAUAUUCAUAUGUUGGUAUAUUGAUUCUUCAUCCGGAAUUGACGACGGAUUGGAAACAGCAAAUCAUUUAUAUUGCAACGACGGCUUGUUCAUUCCUAAAACAAUUGAAACCUGAACAACCGAAUCAUCAAGGAUCGAUUGUAAUCUUUUUAAACAUUCUAGUUUCAUUCACUUCCACUUCUUCGUGGCUAAUUUUACGACAAAAUGAUUAUGAUCAAUAUCGAAUAUUGGGUGAGAAAAUUUGCCACCAAGUAAUCAAUGAAUUAGUAUCGCAUAAUCUUUUUGAAUGUCUAAACGAUUUGUUAAUGAAGGGCCUGACAAGAACGAAACCAUCGUUGAAAAAACUUUCAUUAACAGCCAUAAUAACCAUAUCAAUACGUCCAUUGCAGAAUAGUUCAUAUUCAGACCAAAAUAUAAGAAAAUUUCUAUUGUACAUUUUUUCUUUACCUGCCUUGAUUUAUCAUCUGAAUAUUUUAGCACCCGAAGCCAUACAGAUCUUAUAUCGUGAACCGAUAUUGAAACGUUCUAUAGAAUUACUUAGUGUGGAAGAACAUUCACGUGAAUUAUUCGCCCAACUUGAAGGCAACUAUACCCUUUGCUUAUUGGCUAAUCAUGUUAACUUGGCAUUCAUCUCAUUUAAAUCUAUUCAAACAUCUAUGAUCGAAUUUGUGUGUAUAAUUAAAAAAAUGUUGGACAGCUGUCAAAAAUAUGUAAUAAGCAAGCAAUCAAGUACAACACAUUGGCAUCCAGUAUUGGGAUGGUUUUCGCAAAACGUCGAUCAAAAAUUGCAUGAAUCUAUGAUUCAUGUGAAAAGUCAAUUGCAAUAUCUAUGGAAUCCACAAAUGAUUGAGAUUAUAUUCACAUCAUUAUUCAAACUUGUCUCACUUCAGCAAAAGAAUUGUAGUGAAAAAACAAUUACUCCAAUUGUAUCGAAUAAUAAUAAUGGCUCAUUAUCUAAUGAUUCGCUAUCUACAAAUACUGCAACUUCUUCGACAACUUUUUCUUCAUUAUCGACAUCUUCCUCAUUUUCAUGGCGUAAAGGUUUCUUAGGCCGAGCGUUAGAAAAAGCGGCCACUUCCUUGGCUGUUCGUUCCAGUUCAUCAUCUGGUUUUUCAUCAUACAAUUGGAAUCCAGUUUAUAGAUUGGGGACGCCGGAAACUUCUUUAGUCGCUUUAUAUUGUUCGCUUUAUGUUACUGCUUUAAAUACAUUAAGUCAAAUGAAACAUGAUAUAUUGGCCGGAUUAUCCUACAAAGAAUUGAUUCUUCCUCAUCUUUGGCGUUUUAUAACAAUGAUUGGACCAAGUAAUCCGUGUAGAGCCUUUUUGGAUUAUCUUAGCUUACACUCGAAAAGUUGUGCACCAGAAUUUCAAAUAUUGAUAAUUUUCUGUGAAUGUGCUACCCAUCUUAUUACGAUUUUGGACGAUAUUGAACUUUAUGAGAAUCAAAAACCAUUUAGAUUAGAUGAUUUGAUUUUGAUUUCAUAUUUUCUCAAUAAUUUUGUAUUUAAAAUUCUGUGGCAUAAUCUCAUUGAUAUUCAAAAUAUGUCAUCAAAUACCUUGCUAAACUCGACUCAUUCACUUUUGAUGUUGCUGUAUAAACGAGAUUGUCGCCGACCAUUUACUCCUCCUGAUCAUUGGCUUAUCAAGUUAGUAUCUUUCAGCAAUAUUUUGACAGUAGUAUUAAUCACCAUUUCCUACAGGGAACUUCGAGUUUCAUCAUUCAUGAAAGACCUGGAACAUGGCAAGAAAUCGGCUCAGACAAUAUUGCAGAAAAUACCGCACAUAAUUCCUCAUAAAGAACGUGUGGUUCUGUUUCGAAAAUACAUAGCGAAUGAUAAACAAAUGUUGCAAAUGUAUCCAGCUACCUGUAUAAUUAAUUCUCCUUUGAUCACUAUUCAUCGUUCUAGAAUCGUCGAAGAUGGUUACCAGCAAUUAAAUUCCGUUCCUAGUCAAGCAUUGAAAGGUAUCAUUCGAGUUCGAUUCAUCAAUGAACAAGGAUUGGACGAGGCCGGUAUCGAUCAACAUGGAGUGUUCAAAGAAUUUCUAGAGGACACCAUAAAACACGUUUUUGAUCCUGGUUUAAACUUAUUUCGAAUCACUAGUGAACAACGUCUCUAUCCAUCACCCACAUCAUACAUUCAUGAAAAUCAUUUAUCAUUGUUUGAAUUUGUUGGAAAAAUGUUGGGCAAAGCUGUUUAUGAAGGAAUAGUUGUCGAUGUUCCAUUCGCUUCUUUCUUUUUGAGCCAGGUCCUUGGACAACAACAAAGUGCACUAUAUUCAUCAAUUGACGAGCUACCUUCAUUAGAUCCUGAAUUGUACAAAAGUCUCACUUAUCUCAAACAUUAUGAUGAUGGAGACAUCUCCCAACUGGAUCUGACAUUUUCCGUCGAUGAAGAUUGUAUGGGAGAGAUUGUCACUCAUGAAUUGUUACAUGGUGGCAAAGCUAUUCCGGUUACAAAAGAAACUCGCAUUAACUAUAUUCAUUUGAUGGCUCAUUUUCGCAUGCACACACAAAUCCAUGAACAAACAGCAGCAUUCAUCCGUGGAUUCCGAUCGAUUAUCAAUCUCGAUUGGCUUUCUAUGUUUUCGACACCAGAAUUUCAGCGAAUCAUUUCGGGUGAUAAUACUCCAAUAGAUCUCGAAGAUUUACGCAAACAUACAAAAUAUUUUGGCGGUUUCCAUCCUAAUCAUCGUGUAAUUUGUUGGCUCUGGGAUAUAUUACAAAAUGAUUUUUUACCCAAUGAACAUCGAUUAUUUUUGAAAUUUGUCACAUCAUGUUCAAAGCCACCACUAUUGGGUUUCGCUCAUCUAGAACCACCAUUCUCUAUACGAUGUGUGGAGGUAAGCGAUGAUCAAGAUACUGGUGAUACACUUGGUUCGGUUCUUAGAGGAUUCUUUUCGAUUGGCCGAAAAGAUCCAGUUAGUAGGUUACCAACAAGUUCAACGUGCUUCAAUCUAUUAAAAUUGCCAAACUAUCAAAGGAAAAAUACUUUGAAAGAGAAACUACGUUAUGCAAUCUAUUCAAACACAGGUUUUGAACUUUCUUGAAUAUUCAUAACGAAUUCAUUUUUUACCGUUUAUGUUUGUCUUUCAAAGUGAACAUGAGUAUAAAACACCUGUUGGAUUGAUUGCUGAAUGAUUUUUUUUAUACAAAUUGCACUGUUAUGCUUAUAAAUAAAAAAAACUUAUAUC
Molecule: messenger RNA, 4017 nt
Organism: Dermatophagoides farinae (American house dust mite)
Lineage: Eukaryota; Metazoa; Arthropoda; Arachnida; Sarcoptiformes; Pyroglyphidae
Source: RefSeq, a predicted model, not a curated record